AUGUGUCUCAGACUAUACAUACAUCUGUAUGAAGAAGUUAAAGAUGAAAAUACUCAGCUAAAGCAGCAAUCUGAGCGUGAUCAGGAAGUGAUCUCUAUCCUGAAGGACGGUAAUGCAGAGCUGCGGAAUGAUAUAAAGAAGACAGAACAGCAAAAUGAAGAGAUUCGUGCGCAGAUUGACGAUCUGUGUAUAGAAAAUGAUGAUUUGCGAAAGAGAAACGACAGUUUGCGUUCAAAAAACGAAGAGUUGUCUACAAAAAACAAAGAGCUGCGUAAAUCAUGGGAUGCAGAAAGGAAAGAGUUGCUUGCUGAGAACACAGAGUUGCGUAAAGAUUGGGAUACAGAAAGGAAAGGGUGGCGUGAAGAAAACAAGGAGUUGCGCGCAGAGAACAAUGAGUUGCGUAAAGAAUGGAAUGCAGAAAGCAAAGAGCUGCGUGAAGUAAACAAAGAGUUGCGCGCAGAGAACAAAGAGUUGAAGGCAAAGAACAAAGAGUUACUUACGGAAAAUGAGAAGUUGUCUGCCAGUCUCAAAGAGGUGCCCGACCAAUUAAAAGAGUUGCUGAGCCAGCCAACCAGUGCAGUGUGUGGCGAUGAUACAUCAAGCAUCAAAGAUUCAGAUAAUGUGAAAGCAGAGGGGCCAUCUGGAUCAUCAGCCAACAGCCCACGAGAAGACUCGGAUGGUUCUCGCAAGGAGGAGGAGCCAUUUCUGGACCCUUUGAGCAAGGAUGUCUCUAAACUGGAUUAAUGCAACCAACACAUGGAGGUGUGGUGUGGUCAAGGCAUGCACACAGCCCGUACUCCUAAUCAACGACACUGCCGUUUUGUGGAAAAAAUAAAUUAGUCUUGUCUGAGUUAGACCGUGUUACAAGUAUGUUUCAAAUGUAGAAUUUGUGUUUGUAGAGAUGUCAUUUUCAGGACAAACACUUACUUAAACAAAUCACUCGAUUCUGUUUUUACGAAAACUACUGGGAAGAUAAGCCAUUAACCGAGAAAAAGACAAAAAGAACCCGGAAAACUUGACCUUGGUGACGCGCGUUUUUCUGUGCUUGGCUUCCGUCACCUGUACUUGGUCCGAUUACUCAUUAGUUCAUUUUGUUAGUUACUUGUGAUAGGCCAAUUAAAUUUCUUUACUUUAGGUUUUAAGAAACUCAAAUAAUAACCGCUCUUUGUCGGGGAUACAAGUGACGUAUCCAUAUGGUUUCAGAUUCUUGUUGACCAAUAACAAAAUAGAACGAGUACUGGAAUGUUGUCGCAACUGCUUCAGACCACUAAGAGACGUCACGUCGCGUAGCAACCCCUUCGACAUCCAAAUGCGGGCUCAGUCUACUCUAAGGGUUAAGAUUCUGAUCAGGAACAGUGCUUGUUUCCCAGAGAGUAUAAUAAGUUUUCAUGUAAAAUACAGUUAUGUAAUGAAAUUUACUAGUAUGGGGUGCUGUUAACCAUGCAAUGGUUACUUGUGUGGAAUAAUUUAGUUUUCAAAACGUUUUCUACAAGAAAAUGAGUUUUUUAAUCUUAUAGAUUUCAUAUUCUUAUCGUCCCUUUUUGCACGGUACGUUUCCCACAGUUUUUAGAAAUGUAUGAUCUUCCUAUCGAGACGCUAAAAUUGAGUGUUAACUAUUGUUUGCAGCAUACACGUGUCUAAAGUUUUGGCGUGAAUGGUACUGACACACGAUGUUUGCCAAGUAUAUUGUAAACAGAGGAAAAGUUUAGAAAAAAUAGCUACAUUCAGAUCCACAACGAUUUCACAUGAAAGCUCUUUGUUCGCAAAGAGUGAUGUAAGGUUUAUAGUGGAACUCCAGCGUGCGAAGCGCGCCAGCGGAGCACCGAAAGUGCUUAUAUGUUAUUUUACUAUUACCUGACGUGAAACAUCCGAUUUGAGUAAAACCCUCUGCCGGGCUUAAGUCUCGCCAAUGAAAUGUUACCAUGCUAUGAAGUUUCUUUGUUAACCACGUGAUAUUUGAAUAGUUUUUGAUCUAUACAUUUUGUAAUGUACUCGAUAAUUCUUAGUCAAUCAAUAGAUUUGUAAUGCUUUUUUUAAUCGAAAUCAUCUUUGACAUCUGGAUAUUGUCAAUGUGGGUAAUGUUCUUCCACAGUAACUUGUUAUUAAAGCGAUUUUUACUUUUA
Messenger RNA from Orbicella faveolata, 2123 nucleotides. RefSeq lists its product as uncharacterized. Lineage: Eukaryota; Metazoa; Cnidaria; Anthozoa; Scleractinia; Merulinidae. The record is from RefSeq and is a predicted model, not a curated record.